AGCAGCAAUGCUAUUGCAUUCUGAGGAAUGCAAUAAACACAUCUCCGCAACUGACAGGUCAGAGAAACAGUCAAAAGUCGCCUGUGUUUUAAAACAGUGGCGUUCCGUGCGCAAAAGCAUGCUGCUUGUUCAUUCCCCAUUCUGUCAGACUUGCUUUGUUUUUAUUUUUACCUUUAUUUAAAUUUAUUCUUAAAUUGGAUCAAUAUCUGUAACCCGCGGUCAGGAAUGGGCAAUACUAAUAUUCGCAAGAAAACCCCCAACUGGAGACAGGAUUCAUUCAUUCAUUUAGCAGCUGUAUCUGUUUCACGUGCGAUGCGACAACCUGGUGCGGUGAGCCCCCCGGGGGAGGAGUCGGAUGUGAAUCAGAGAGCGCCAUCCACGAUGACAAUGACACACGGGUUUCUUCUGCCAGGCGCAUGAAAUCUCGAUGCCAUUGUUUUGCACAGCCCCACGGAUCUUGAGGAGUUCUCCUGGAGGAGUGCUCCUGGG
This is a messenger RNA of Microdochium trichocladiopsis, 489 nucleotides long. RefSeq lists its product as uncharacterized. The record is from RefSeq and is a predicted model, not a curated record. Lineage: Eukaryota; Fungi; Ascomycota; Sordariomycetes; Xylariales; Microdochiaceae. The coding region runs from base 226 to 420 and encodes 64 amino acids. The transcript has a single exon.